AUGAUCAGCCCCGACUUGGCCGAAAUUGAACGUGUCAUCUCGGGCCUCGAACAACGCUACGGCGUCAAGCGCCUCGGCCCGGCAGAGUACAUCCUCGGCAUGCAGAUCAGGCGACUCGAAGACGGUUCUAUUGCCCUGUCCCAGGAACGGUACAUCAUGGACGUGCUUGCUCGGUUCCACUUCGACACCACGACUCGCGGCACUACAGUCCCGAUGACCCCGGCCUUUCGCUCACCGCCAUCCCGGGUCAAGGCACCGAACGGAUCAGGUCAUGGUAUCUGCAGGCUAUCGGCUCGCUCCUCUACAUUUCGCUCGGCACCCGCCCCGACAUCGCCUUCGCCGUGUCCUACCUGGCCCGCUUCGCCAACAACCCUGGACGUCGUCACUGGAUCGCGGUCAAGCACAUCCUCCGCUAUCUCCGGGCCACAUAUCGCGACGAACUGGUUUAUGCUUGCGGCGAGACACGCAUCACGGGCGUGGUUGGCUACUCCGACGCGAACUGGGGGGCCUGCGUCGAUACGUCGGUGUCCACUAUGGGCUACGUCUUCUACAUUGCCGGAUCCGCCGUGUCUUGGUCGUCCAAGCGUCAAUCUCGAGUUGCCGAUUCUACCACCGACGCUGAAUACCUCGCCCUCUCGCAUGCUGGCAAGGAAGGGAUCUACCUCAGUCAGCUGCUCGAGGAGCUCCAUGUCCAACCUGUUGCACCGGCUCACAUUUUUACUGACAAUGAAGCCGCUGCCGCAGUUGCCCACGACCCUGUCCGCGUCUCCGGCACUCGACACAUACGCUUGCGCGAGCACUUUGUUCGGGACAUGGUGAAUCGGGGCGAUAUCUCACUCUCGCAUGUGGGAACCAGCAACAUGGUGGCCGACAUCUUCACAAAGCUCUUGGCCCAAAGAUUUUCUCGACACACUGCUACGCACUAGGCCUUCGCACUCGACACCCACGGCUUGGAUCUGCCUCGCAUUCGCGUGGGGGGGGGUGUGAAGAGUCCACUCUCAGCUCGACAGGGCGCCUCGGUCGUUGCGCGCGCCUGCUAGCCUGGCCCUGUGGUGGGGACUUAGGCGCGCGCGAGUGCUCAGCGCGCCGGCGCCGGCGGUUUCGGGCGGCCGCCGCUAGCCGCCCUUGCAGUGGGACUUAG
Messenger RNA from Microbotryum saponariae, 1141 nucleotides. The record is from the annotation of a GenBank genome assembly. NCBI's taxonomy places the organism in Eukaryota, Fungi, Basidiomycota, Microbotryomycetes, Microbotryales, Microbotryaceae.